Closterium sp. Yama58-4 is the source of this 1087-nucleotide messenger RNA. The record is from the annotation of a GenBank genome assembly. NCBI's taxonomy places the organism in Eukaryota, Viridiplantae, Streptophyta, Zygnematophyceae, Desmidiales, Closteriaceae.
GAUGAGCCGUGUGGCCAGCUUAUCCAUUGGCUCCCGAGUGGCGGGCUUCGCGGGUCUAUGCGUCGCCUCCAAUCAGGACGAGCAGGGCGGUAAGCGCCGGCGACGUGGCGCACGCCGAUUCGCAGGACUGGUGCUGGUGUCGUCAGCCGCCGCUACGGCCACACCCGCUACAGCCACCCCUGCUACAGCUGCCACAGGCGAGAAGAAGAGCUGCUGUGGAGGGAAGAAGGCGAAGGUCGAGGAGAAGAAGAAGAGCUGGCCCCAGAUUAUUCUCGAGGGAGCGGUGGCAGGAGGAGCAGCGGGUGUGACGGUCGAGACGGCCUUGUACCCCAUCGACACCAUCAAGACUCGGCUGCAGGUGGCCACCUCAGGGGGCGGCAUCAACUUCAAGGGGCUCUACUCGGGCCUCUCUGGCAACCUCAUUGGCGUGCUGCCGGCGUCAGCCAUAUUCAUUGGCGUGUACGAGCCCGUCAAGGCGUUCCUUCUGAACACCCUUCCUGAGAACAUUAGCGUUGCGGCUCACCUGGCGGCAGGAGCAGCAGGAGGCACAGCAGCCUCUCUCGUUCGAGUGCCCACAGAGGUGGUGAAGCAGCGCAUGCAGACGGGGCAGUUCCCCACAGCGGUCAACGCUGUCAAGACCAUUCUCUCCAAGGAGGGAGUCAGGGGCCUCUAUGCGGGAUAUGGCUCCUUCCUCCUGCGAGACCUACCAUUUGAUGCCAUCCAAUUCGCCAUCUAUGAGCAGCUUAAGAUCCAGCUCAAGAAAACGCUGAAGCGGGAUUUGAAGGAUCCAGAGAUGGCAGUGGUGGGAGCGGUCUCAGGUGCCAUUACAGGCGCUGUCACCACCCCCCUUGAUGUCAUCAAGACUCGGCUCAUGACUCAGGGGACAUCUGGGCAAUACAAGGGCAUCAUUGACUGCAUUCAGAAAACAGCAGCGCAGGAUGGAGUAGGCGCUCUUUUCAAGGGCGUUGGACCUCGAGUCAUGUGGAUCGGUAUUGGAGGGUCAAUCUUCUUUGGAGUUCUUGAGAAGACAAAGCAGCUUAUGCACCAGGCAUAUCACACACCACCGCCAUCAGAGGCUUAUUACUGA